Ruditapes philippinarum (Manila clam) is the source of this 471-nucleotide messenger RNA. Its product is annotated as deoxyribonuclease TATDN1-like. The record is from RefSeq and is a predicted model, not a curated record. NCBI's taxonomy places the organism in Eukaryota, Metazoa, Mollusca, Bivalvia, Venerida, Veneridae. Gene Ontology annotation, molecular function: 3'-5'-DNA exonuclease activity. The coding region runs from base 7 to 471 and encodes 154 amino acids. Gene Ontology annotation, cellular component: cytosol. The transcript has 7 exons.
GGAUGGAUGCUUUGGUGGCAGCAGAUUUCAAUUUACAGCGUCUAUCAACACAGAUCCAAUAUGGCUGCGCCCAUGAAAAAAGUGUUCAAAUUUAUCGAUAUUGGUGCCAACUUGACAGAUCCAGUAUUUCGGGGUAUUUACAGAGGAAAGAGACAUCAUGAAGAUGACUUUGUUGAUAUGCUUAUACGGGCAAAAGAUGUUGGUAUGGAAAAAAUUAUGGUAACUGCAGGAUGUUUAAGAGAUGCAGAAGAAGCUACAAAACUAGUGCAGGAACAUGAGAAUUUAUAUACAACAAUAGGGUGUCACCCAACAAGAUGUGGAGAGUUUGAGAAGUCAGGUGACCCAGAUGGUUACAUGAAUAAAUUACUAGAUAUAGCUGCACAGAAUAAAGACAAGAUUGUAGCAGUAGGAGAAUUUGGACUUGAUUAUGACCGUCUGCAAUUUUGUCCAAAAGAAACGCAGCUGAAGUAA